ACUCUAUCCAUCCAACUAUUAUCGAUUAAACAAUAUAACGAUUUGUCCAGCUCCAAUCUACAAAUACGAAUAAUACUUUAUUUUAAAAGUGAAUGUAAACUUCAAAGUUAGAAUUCAUACAGUAUUGGGAUUUUAUGUUUGUUCAGCAUAAAAAUAAUUAACAUAGUUCUUAUAGACUGAAUAUGUUUGGUUGAAUCAAAACUUGAAUACUAGUGGUCCUAUUGACAGGAUCUAAAUUCAACGUUAUUCAGGAUUAGAGGAGACGUUACGUUACACCAUGAGUCAACCCAACAGUUUUUUUAUGCGAAGAGGCGAUUACCUCAACGAUAGAGAAAGUGACAGAAAUUUUGAUUCACAAUUUUACAACCACAGGCAAAAUAGCUAUCAAAAUGAAUAUCAAGACGCAUCAUCAUCAGAUGCGGGAAGAAACUCAGAUAGAACUUAUACAGCAGAAGAUAGAGGUUAUAAGAGUUCUCUUAAAAUGAAUGAAAAUCGCUUUAAUAACAGUAGAGAUGGUCCUUAUCGAAGUACUGAUAGGAGUUAUCAAGUUCCAUAUCACAGGAAGUAUCCUCCUUCAAGAAAUGAUUUCAAUUCAGAGUAUCAGCCAAAAUAUCAACAGUAUUCACCCAAAAAUCAAUUUCGCUCAGAUUCUCAACCAGAAACUCCACCUCGUUCCUCUAGAAAUCAAUUCUGCCCAGAUAAUCCACCCCAUUUAUCAAGAAAUCAAUUUCAACCAGACUUUACUGCAUACAGUUCAUCAAAUCCCUCAAAGAAUCUAAGUCGCCCAGAGUUUCCAACAGAAUGUCAACCUUAUCCUCCAAGUAAUCAAUAUCGCCAACAGUUCCCAACAGAAAGUUCAUCAAAUCUUCCAAGUGAUAGAUAUCGCCAACAGUUGCCAACAGAAAGUUCAUCAAAUCUUCCAAGUGAUCGAUAUCGCCAACACUCCCCAACAAGAAGUUCAUCAAAUCCUUCAAGUAAUCGAUUCAGCCAACAGUUCCAACCAGAAAGUUCAUCAAAUCCUUCAAGUAAUCGAUUCAGCCAGCAGUCCCCAACAGGAAGUUCAUCAAAUACUUCAAGUAAUCGAUAUCGCCAACAGUCCCCAACAAGAAGUUCAUCAAAUCUUCCAAGUGAUCGAUAUCGCCAACACUCCCCAACAAGAAGUUCAUCAAAUCCUUCAAGUAAUCGAUUCAGCCAACAGUUCCCAACAGAAAGUUCAUCAAAUCUUUUAAGUGAUCGAUAUCGCCAACAGUCCCCAACAAGAAGUUCAUCAAAUCCUUCAAGUAAUCGAUUCAGCCAACAUUUCCCACCAGAAAGUUCAUCAAAUCUUCCAAGUGAUCGAUAUCGCCAACAGUCACCAACAAGAAGUUCAUCAAAUCCUUCAAGUAAUCGAUUCAGCCAACAGUUCCAACCAGAAAGUUCAUCAAAUCCUUCAAGUAAUCGAUUCAGCCAGCAGUCCCCAACAGGAAGUUCAUCAAAUACUUCAAGUAAUCGAUAUCGCCAACAGUCCCCAACAAGAAGUUCAUCAAAUCUUCCAAGUGAUCGAUAUCGCCAACACUCCCCAACAAGAAGUUCAUCAAAUCCUUCAAGUAAUCGAUUCAGCCAACAGUUCCCAACAGAAAGUUCAUCAAAUCUUUUAAGUGAUCGAUAUCGCCAACAGUCCCCAACAAGAAGUUCAUCAAAUCCUUCAAGUAAUCGAUUCAGACAACAUUUCCCACCAGAAAGUUCAUCAAAUCUUCCAAGUGAUCGAUAUCGCCAACAGUUUUCAGCAGAAAGUCAACCUUGUCGUCCCGAAAGUCAAUGUGACUCAAAUUCUCUGGCAAAAAAACCAUCUUAUCCCCCAAGAAAUCAAUUUUGCUCGGAGUUUCCAACAGAGAGUUCACCAAAUCCCAUAAGAAACAAAUUCUAUACACAAGAUCAACACCAGUCAUAUAGGAAUGAAAAGUUUGAGCCCCAAGAACCUAAUUGGCAUCAUCCCAAUGUGGGUGAGUUUGAAAGAAUGGUUUCAUUCAAAUGCAACCAGAAAAAUCAACAACAAUCACCUCUUGAUAGAAUUCCAGCCUUAUCCAGUCAAAAUCCACUCAACAGCUACAACAAUGAAUCAAUAAAUGCAGCCUCAAGCAAAAACGGCUCUAACGUUGGAAAUAAGUUUCAGUCCCUGAAACAGGGACUUGAUAGAAUUAAAAAUACUCCAUAUUCAAAAAAUGUCAAACAAGUAAAAGAAAAGAAUAAUAUGAAACAACAAGUCAUUUCUCCAGAAGAAUCCAAACAUGCUGAUGAGUUUAGAUUGAUAGAGCAUAUAAUCCCUGUCGAGAAAGAAUAUUCUGAAAUCACAAUUGAUGAUAUUAAGAACAGGGAAGGACCGGUUGGUGAUAUUGUUAUAAUGAACAAUAAACAUAAGGAUAAAACGUAUUUUAAAAUCUUGAAAGAAACUGCUGAAACCUGGAAUAUGCUCUUCUAUCUCAAUUCUGAACAGUGCGUGUCUGCCGAGGGAAAAAUAUCCUGGAUUGCAACUGUUCUAUUUAAUGAUGUGGAGCUGUCGAAAGCACAAGGCGAAAAUAAAGGAGAGGUUAGAACGGCAGCUGGUGCUCGUGCCCUAUGGAAACUAUAUCAGUGGUAUUUCACUGUCGAGAAAGAUGAAGCAAAAAAGACCCGGACACAUGACAUUUUGAAAGGGGACUCGGGUCUUAAUGAUUUUCAUAUCGUUCCAAAUCGAGCCAGCCAGAUAGGAGUUGCAAGCGUUAAGGCUACUUUCCAGACGAUAAAAAAUAAAAAUUUGAAUCAUUUGAGGAAGCAGAUAGAAAGUUAUGCAAACGAUCAGAAUUGUCUCGGAUAUCUGAUACUUUCGGAAAAUUUCAACGCUACCACACGGAAAAGUUUGAUGGAAUAUGCCAAAACAUUUAAAAAUCUGCAAACUCCGAAAUUCAAUUGGAACCAAAAAAGUCAGGUGGUAAUAACUAAACUUGAAGAUGUACCCGUUGGCUGGGCCCUUAUAGAAAAGAUUCUCGAAAAACGAGAUCUGUACAAGAGCUCUGGCGAGUAUCAAUUAUAUUUUCCAGGAAAAUUCCCUUUUCCAAUACCCUACGCUUUUCCUGGAGUAGAAUUUUUAACACCUUAAUAUGAUGCAGGUUUAGUGGUGAAUACACUAUCUUAACAAUGAAGCUAUUGUAAACUAUGGUUUGGACACUAUUGCCGAAAAAAUUUCGUAACAGAAACUCUGAUACUGAGACAAAUUAUCUUGAGAGAUAGACAUAUAACCUCAAUUUUGUGUAGGGAUAAAAUGUAUAUAGCAGUACUGUAUUCCAAGACAUUUUUGCUUAUAUUUGAAAAGAUUGUUUUAAUAUACAUUAUGUUCUAUAAAUAAUGUAGCCUAUUUAUUCGAUUUGGAUAGUAUUAGUCUCAUUUAUGAAAUAAAAAAUUGAUCAUUAAAAGAUUCAAAGUGAAUUUUUAUUUUGAAAAAGGUGAAUCAAUGAAGCUAUUCUAAAAUUAUGGUUUAGAAGGGUUUGGACACUAUUUCCGAUUAAAUUUCGUCACAGAAAUUUUAAUACUGAGACACAUUAUCUUGAGAGAGAGAUACGAGUGAUACCUCAAUUUUGUGUAGGUAUAAAUUGUAUGUAGCAGUACAGUAUUCAAAUACAUUUUUGAAAAGAUUGUUUUAAAAUACAUUAUGUCCAAUGAAUAAUGUAGCCUAUUAUUAAAUUCUCAUAGUAUUAGUUUUAUUUAUGAAAUAAAAAAUUGAUAGUUGAAUGAUU
Molecule: messenger RNA, 3749 nt
Organism: Nilaparvata lugens (brown planthopper)
Lineage: Eukaryota; Metazoa; Arthropoda; Insecta; Hemiptera; Delphacidae
Product: serine/arginine repetitive matrix protein 1
Exons: 7
Coding region: 278-3115 (945 amino acids)
Source: RefSeq, a predicted model, not a curated record